GAAUCCCUGCACUGCACACCUCUCGCUCCCAAUAUCCCACCGGUCUCCCUCCGAUAACAUCUAUUCGCCUCCUUCCCUAUCCCCCUGCUCUACUAUUCGAGUUGAGAUCUUUCUCCCCUCCGGCUACUCCUCCGCCCUCCAACCUUGCUCACUCACCUUGCCAGUAGGCUGCACCCCAGCCUGCCUCUCGUUGAAGAGGGAGAUCGAUGGCGAGCAGCGUGGAAGGAGGAGGGGACGCAGGGGAAGGGGAGUGGCUCAAGGUGGCCGAGCUGAAGGCCAUGGCGGAGGCCCAGGACCCGCAUGUCAAGGAGGUGGACAACAUGACGCUGCGGAGGUUCCUGCGCGCGCGCGACCACGACGUGGGCAAGGCCUCGGCGAUGCUGCUCAAGUUCGUGGCGUGGAGGCGGGAGGCCGUGCCGGGCGGCGUCGGCGGCGUGAUGCCGGCCGAUCUGGUGCGGACGGAGCUGUCGCAGGACAAGGCCCGCAUGGGCGGCGUCGACCGCGCCGGCCGCCCCGUCCUGCUCGUCUUCCCCGCCAGGCACUUGUCCGCCGACCGCGACAUGGCGGAGCACAAGCGACUUGUCGUGUACCUGCUGGACAGGAUCAGUGCCAGGAUCCCGCGGGGGCAGGACAAGUUCAUGUGCAUCGUGGACCUCAAGGGGUGGGGGUACCCCAACUCCGACGUGCGCGCCUACAUCGCCGCCAUCGAGAUCAUGCAGGGCUACUACCCGGAGCGGCUGGGCAAGGCGCUCAUGGUCCACGUGCCCUACAUCUUCAUGAAGGCCUGGAAGAUGGUCUACCCCUUCAUCGACACCAACACCAGGGACAAGUUCGUGUUCGUGGACGACAAGAACUUGGAGGAGACUCUGCGGCGGGAGAUGGACGAGAGCCAGGUGCCGGAGAUGUACGGCGGGAAGCUGCCCACUGUCCCCCUCACCGACGAUUAGCUAGCUACAACGUACGAUCGAUCCAUGUACCUAGUACCGAGACAAACAAUGGUCUCCUGUAGAUGUAAUUGGGGGAGAGAUACGCUACUAGCUCGCACCGUCACUGUCUGUUUUGUAGGAUAAUUUCUCAUCAAAUCCGUUUUUUAGAAAGAA
Molecule: messenger RNA, 1100 nt
Organism: Triticum urartu
Lineage: Eukaryota; Viridiplantae; Streptophyta; Magnoliopsida; Poales; Poaceae
Product: phosphatidylinositol transfer protein PDR16
Source: RefSeq, a predicted model, not a curated record